Molecule: messenger RNA, 2071 nt
Organism: Magallana angulata
Lineage: Eukaryota; Metazoa; Mollusca; Bivalvia; Ostreida; Ostreidae
Product: sporozoite surface protein 2-like
Exons: 3
Coding region: 39-1223 (394 amino acids)
Molecular function (GO): serine-type endopeptidase inhibitor activity
Source: RefSeq, a predicted model, not a curated record
CCAUCCACUUCAGGCCCCUCAAGAACCAAGCCAUCAAGAUGCUGAAGUUCGGUGUACUGGUCCUGCUUCCGUUUGUCCUGGGAGGCGCCCCGCAUGGAUCCGGAUACGCCUCAAACAGGGCCAACAAUCGGGGAAAUAGACCCGGUCCAGCCAUCAACAUGGGAUCGUCUGGAAACAACAGAAUGUCAAUCACUAACUUUGGCCCGCUUCCAAACAAGCCUAACAACAAUCUAAAUCCCAUACAUAGACAAAUGCCGUCCUCACCCCGAUACAGUUCCCAAGUACCUUAUCAGUGCACCAUGUACAGUGACGCCGGAUACUUCUGUCCCUAUAGAUACGAGCAACCCAGUACACGGUAUUUCUUCAAUGUCUACUCCGGGAGAUGUGAGAGUUUUUACUACCUAGGAUGUGGAGGGAACCUAAACAACUACGGAUCACGAGAGGACUGUCUUAGUUCAUGUGCCUGCUUCAUAUACCCUGAUCAUGGAAAUUACUAUUGUCCCUAUGGUGGGUCCACUCGUUGGUAUUUUGAUAAAUACUCGGGCACCUGCCAAUCUUUCUACUACAGUGGAUGCAAUGGCGGUAACGACAAUAACUUUGAAAGUCAGCUGGAAUGUCAAUCGACCUGUGCACCAAGAUCGUCAUGCUAUGGACCAUAUUGUAUGUACCCUUAUAACAUAAUGCCUGCCGCAAAUGCUGACACCAAUGUCGCCAUGAACAGUGGAGCACAAUCAAAUGCUAACUUGGUCGGGCCAGUUCGGCCUAAUUCACUCCAAACCAACUUGCCAAAUAUUCCAAAUGCGUCCAAGCCAAAUAUUCCAAACACACCUGUGCCAAAUCGCCCAAACGCACUUUUGCCAAAUAGCCCAAACGCACCCAUGCCAUAUAGCCCAAAUUCACCCAUGCCAAAUAACCCAAAUGUACCCAUGCCCAAUAGUCCAAACGCACCCAUGCCAAAUAUCAAUAUGCCUAAUAUACCAAAUGCACCUAUGCCAGAGCCAAACUUCCAGGGAGUAAAUGGAAUUAACAUGCAUGGAUCACUUGGAAAUGAAGCAAAUACCAACGGUCUAAACAACGAAAAUAACGGGUUCAAUUUCAACUCUGUUGCUCAAAUCUGGAAGAUGGCAACGAAUGCUGUGAAUGCUGAUGCACCACCUAAUAGGGCGAAUAUGAUUUACCCUAGUGGCCCAAACCAAAUGACAUCUGGAUUGACAAUGUAUUAGAGAAAUAAAGUAGUGCUUCCAGAAAAAGACUUACUUAUGACUACCCAUGCACCCCUGCGAAUGUUAUUGUCAUUUAAAUUUUAGACCACGUGAUUUUAUUUGACCCUUUCAGUUUCGCAGUAAAAAACAUGCCUCGUGUUUAUAGUGUAUAUCAUAGAAUUGUAGUCAAAUAUAAAAUCUAGAGGUUUGUUGAUUUAAAAUUUUAUCUUCAUUAAUUGGUUGAUAAAAUGUGUUCUAGAAAUAAAUGCGACAAAAUAAAAAAUAGUUUUUGUCUGCUGUUACAACAAUUAACAUGCUUGUAGAGAUCCCCCUGAGGAUAAAUUAUCGAUCCGCGCCUGACCUAGUAAUAGCAUCAAUAGUGAAACAGACUAUACUAUUUUAUGCAGAAUGUUCCUUGAAAAUGGCUCGAUAUACUAAGUUUUUAUGCAAAACAGACACCCAUUAUUUUUCUUAAAACAUGGUAUUGCACACCACAAGCAUCAAACAUGGCUAUGAUUUUAUUAAGCAACCUAAUGUUUAUAUUUUCAACCACUCUACACGUGGUUGAACACGAACGAUAACUCUGUUCUGAAUAUUAUCGUUUAAUGUAAAUAACCGCUAGAUGGUGAAAUAAGACUUACAUCUUAAAAGGUUUUCAUGUUUUAACAUAAAUCCAAGUAGGAUAUGAUAUGAAAAACGACCAGUACUUACGUAUUUUGAGAAUAUAAUCCGAACACUUAUACUUCCGCUCGAAAUUUCACAGAAACUGAACAAAUCUCGGUGAAGUCUCGUGAACUUCCAUUCGAGCACCUCUGGAUUUAUUACAUACUUAGCAACGAUAAAGAAAACAUUCCGAACACAUUCGCAGG